Messenger RNA from Mizuhopecten yessoensis (Yesso scallop), 1610 nucleotides. RefSeq names its product flavin-containing monooxygenase FMO GS-OX5-like. The record is from RefSeq and is a predicted model, not a curated record. The coding region runs from base 29 to 1321 and encodes 430 amino acids. NCBI's taxonomy places the organism in Eukaryota, Metazoa, Mollusca, Bivalvia, Pectinida, Pectinidae. The transcript has 5 exons. Gene Ontology annotation, molecular function: NADP binding; N,N-dimethylaniline monooxygenase activity; flavin adenine dinucleotide binding.
ACCACUGUGAGAUCUGCCAGUAGUAGAGAUGACGAUCCGCGUGGCUGUGAUAGGAGCGGGAGCGGCAGGACUCUGUGCUCUGCGGCACCUCACCACCAGACAAUACAAGUUCCGGGCCGUCUGCUUUGAACAGAACAGUCGUCUUGGUGGAACAUGGAUUUACACUGAUAAGACUGGCGUGGAUGACCACGGUCUCCCCAUACACUCCAGUAUGUAUAAAAACCUCACGACGAACCUUCCUAAGGAGUUGAUGGCUUUCCCCGAUUUCCCAUUCCGAGGGGAUCUUCCGUCCUAUGUGAGACAUGGAGACGUGUUGGAAUACCUAGAGAGCUAUGCAGAUCAGUUUGAUUUAUUUAAGUAUAUCAAGUUCUCCACUACAGUGAUUUGGGUUGAGCCCCUGACCUCCCCCGACAAGGUAACGUGGCAGGUGACGUACAAGGCUUUAUCAGACUCUGUUGUAACUCCUGUCACAGAAAACUUUGAUGCUGUCAUGGUUUGCAAUGGUCAUUUCGCUGUUCCAAUCUUACCCGCCAUUCCCGGACUGGAUCUGUUCCAAGGUAAAGCAAUACACAGCCAUAACUACCGUUAUCCGGCCGAGUUUGAGGGGAAGCUUGUGGUGUGUUUGGGUGCUGGCGCAUCUGGGAUUAGCAUCAGUGUGGACGUAUCAACUACUGCCAAACAGGUUUACAUGUGUCACAGGAAGCCAAGCCUACCGACGUGUCUACCUGAUAACGUAGAACAAAAACCUGGAGUUAAGAAUGUCACAGAACACACAGUGGUGUUUGAAAAUGGUGAGGAAGUGACGGUUGAUGCUCUACUGUUCUGUACGGGUUAUAGAUUCAGUUUUCCUUUCCUGUCUCCAGAGUGUCAUUUGACAACUGAAAAUGAACGUAUAGUUCCCCUUUACAAGCACCUCAUUCACACUGAAUAUCCAUCUCUGUCAUUAAUUGGAAUCACAAAGAUCAUUUGUCCGUUUCUAAACUUUCACCAUCAGGUGCUCUUUGUGAUUGCUACCCUAGACGGUACUAUAACGCUACCAAGUCGUAAAAACAUGGAUGAAGAUACAGCUAAAGACUUCAGCAAUAGGUUGAAAGGAGGCAUGCCAGAACGCUACGCCCAUACUAUGGGCCCCCUUCAGUGGCGCUAUUAUGAUGAGAUCGCAGACCUUGUAGGAUCUAAGCGAAUUCCUCCUGUCUUUAAAGAGUUAUAUGAAACUGUAAUGCAAAUGAGGAACAAGGAUUUUGUAAACCUCAAGUCUUUUAACUAUAAGAUAUCAGGGCCAAACACUUAUGUAACUAGUAAUGACAAUCUAGCAACAUAAACUGCUAUUAAGAAAAGUCUCGCUCACGGCAACUUGGCCUACUUUUUUCAAGGGGUGAUAUUUUAAGUGUGUCUUUAAGCAGGUGUGUUUUAACAAACAUUGCUCUGAACUGUAUAAAAUAUUUGAAAUCUAACAAACGGAAACCAGAUAUUCACCAGUGAUUGAGUAUUUCAGUCCAUCUUCAGCAUCCACUAACUUUAAUGUUGUAUCAGUUUGAUGAUAUAUUUUGUCACUUGACUUCAAAAUGAUGGGAUGAUUUUUACACCGAUCAUUUUCCAACACUUUAAAA